This is a messenger RNA of Aricia agestis (brown argus), 1164 nucleotides long. RefSeq names its product serine protease gd-like. NCBI's taxonomy places the organism in Eukaryota, Metazoa, Arthropoda, Insecta, Lepidoptera, Lycaenidae. Gene Ontology annotation, molecular function: serine-type endopeptidase activity. Gene Ontology annotation, biological process: proteolysis. The record is from RefSeq and is a predicted model, not a curated record. The coding region runs from base 42 to 1160 and encodes 372 amino acids. The transcript has 6 exons.
UCAUAUAGGUCAACUAUUUCGUCAACAAAGAAAUAAAACAAAUGAAAUAUUUAUCGUUAACGAAAAUGAUUAUUAAGUUGUUAAUUUUGUUAAUAAUGAUAGUGAUGUUGUUUAUACUAUCGACGAUAUUGUACAGUGCUCGAUACUGGCGGGAUUUACAUAAUUACAUAAACGCAGAUAUCAAAAUAAAACGGAUUCCCACAAUAACUGAAAUGAAUAUAACGAUAGUGGAUGAGAUUAUUUUUAACGCAACGACUGAAGUGUACGACGAUACUACUGGUACUAUUGACGAUUACAACGACUACUUUUCUCUCAACGAUGUAGAGAAUAGUAGAGAGAAGAGAAAUCACUUCAAUAUAGAUGAUUUUGAAGUGAUUAAUCCGGAAGACAAUUUAAAAGUUAUAAAGGAUUUGAUAGAUGAAAGCAAAUUGACUACUUCCAAUCAUAAUGAUGUGGAGAUAUUUGAAAAUCACAUUCAUAACAAGGAGGACAAGGACAACGUGCAAGAUGCGCAAGCAAUAUUUCCGUGGAUCGCGGCCAUAUACAUCAAGAACGACACCGACGACCAGUUCAAGUACUACUGCGAUGGCGCUCUGCUCUCCAACAAAACUAUUGUCACAGCGGCGAGGUGCAUUCGAGGCACGAACCGCAGCGUGGCGGCGGACGAUAUUAUAGUGCUGCUCGGCAAAAACUCCCUGCAAACUACCAGCGACAAUGAGAUAGUUGCCAAGGUAGACGAAGUAUACAUUCACGACAACUUCACCGGGGGUUCUGAGAACGAUAUCGCCGUGCUGUCCCUGGAGGAUGAGGUGGAACUCAGCGAGAGCAUACACCCAGCUCGCCUGGGCGAUGAGACGGAGUAUGAUGAAGCAUACACAACAGGCUGGGCGUUUACCGGCGAGCUGUCGGCGAUACACUUUCAGAAGGACAGCAACUGUAACCACUACUUGCAAGAUAACAACACUUUCUGUGCUGCCUACGGAAACGAAGUAUCAGUGUGUCCAAGCUACGGCGGUCUCUUCGCCGUCCAAGCCAACAGCACCUGGUACCUUCAGGGUAUAAGAACAGCCGACCCAACAGAACGGGCCAUCUGCAUCAACAGACCAGUGGUCUUCACGGCGCUAGAGUAUUACUACCCUUGGUUAUCGCAGUUCGUUUAAUUUA